Molecule: messenger RNA, 5939 nt
Organism: Lethenteron reissneri (Far Eastern brook lamprey)
Lineage: Eukaryota; Metazoa; Chordata; Hyperoartia; Petromyzontiformes; Petromyzontidae
Product: integrin beta-3-like
Biological process (GO): cell-matrix adhesion; cell migration; cell adhesion mediated by integrin
Cellular component (GO): focal adhesion; cell surface; integrin complex
Molecular function (GO): integrin binding
Source: RefSeq, a predicted model, not a curated record
AGGAAGGACGAGGGAGCAGCGAUCAUCACAGACCUCUCCUUGCACCCCGCAUCUGUGUCUCCAGAAAAAGGCAGCGGCAACAUAACGUUACGAAAGCCCAAAGCCCGCGAGGAGUGGUCUCACGCACGCCCAAAAGUUCGGUUGAAUUUUUUGGUUUUAUUUCUCCUCCAAUUGGGUGCGGCAUUCGCCUGCUUGCUGCCAACGAAGGUGGUGGUGGUGGUGGUAUCAUCGCCUGGAUUUGUUGCGUAUCGACGGAGCCUUCGUCAAGGAGUCCAUGGAGCCAGCUGACAGGUGGAGCGCUUGCAAAGUGGCCCUCGCUGCGUUGCUGCUUCUCUGCGCAGUCGGCACUGGGACAGGCUCGAACAAUGUCUGCAUCAGUGGCCACGCGCACCUGUGUCGAGAAUGCCUCCUGCUGCAUCCGGACUGUGCAUGGUGUGCAAUGAAGGAGUACCCGAGUGGGAACUCGCGGUGCGACCUGCUGGCCAACCUGGUGGAGAACGGAUGCCCACGGGAGUCCUUGGAGAAGUCCUCUAGCCACGUGCGUGUGGAGCAGAGCAAUCCACUCAGCGACACGGGAUCAGGUUCAGCCAAGCAAAUCACGCAGCUCACGCCACAGAAAAUUACCCUCACCAUGAUGACAGGCGCUCCAGCCAAAUUCCAACUCAAAGUUCGUCAGGUGGAGGACUACCCAGUGGACCUCUACUACCUCAUGGACCUCUCCAUGUCGAUGCGCGAUGACCUGGACACCAUCCGCAACCUGGGCACCGACCUCUCUCGAGAAAUGGCCAAGCUGACGAGUAACUUCCGCUUGGGCUUCGGCUCCUUCAUCGACAAGCCUGUGUCACCCUUUGUCCAAAUGUUCACAGACCCCGAGUACGCCAAAAACCCCUGCCAAUUCCGCACCAAGCCACCCUUCAGCUGCCCAUCGACAUAUGGGUACCACCAUGUGCUCCCACUCACCAACGAAGUCAACAAGUUUAACGAGGAGGUGCAGAAGCAGGAGGUGUCCCCCAACAGGGAUGCCCCGGAGGGUGGCAUGGAUGCCAUUUUGCAGGCUACGGUCUGCAAGGAACAAAUCGGCUGGCGGAGGGAGGCCUCCCACCUGCUGGUGUUCACCACGGAUGACCAUUCCCACUUCGCUCUGGACGGUCGGCUGGCUGGAAUCGUCCAGCCCAGCGAUGGACUCUGCCAUCUGGACUCGAGCAAUGUCUACGUAAUGACAGACUCUAUGGAUUACCCAUCAAUUGCCUUGGUUAGUGAGAAGCUGUCAGAGAACAACAUCAACCUGAUUUUUGCCGUGACCAAGGAAUUUAAAGAGAUUUACACGAACUACACUGACUUGAUCCCAGGAACAACGGUGGAGGUUUUGACAGCCAACUCCAACAACAUCAUUCAGCUGAUCGUCAGUUCGUACAAAAGCCUGCGCUCCAAGGUGGAGCUAGAGGUGUGGGAUCAACCAGAGGAGCUGUCGGUCUCCUUCUCCGCCAUCUGCCAGGAUGGAAACCCCCAGCCGGGACAGAAGAAGUGCACUGACCUCAACGUGGGGGACACGGUGAGCUUCGAUAUCACAGUGGAGGCACGCGGAUGCCCGUCGCAGCCGGUGGAGAGGACGCUGAAGAUAAAGCCCGUGGGUUUCAAGGAUGCUCUGGAAGUUCGCGUGCUGCUGAGCUGCGGCUGCGCGUGUGAGAAAAGCGCGACGUCCAACAGCACGGAGUGCAAUGAGCAAGGGAAGUCCGAGUGCGGCGUGUGCCUCUGCCAGGAGGGCCGCUUGGGUUCCACGUGCGAGUGCAGCGCAGAAGGGCCCGUGGACGGCUCGAGCGGUGGCAGCGUGAACGCAACCGGGGGUGACAGCGGCCUCCUCUCGUGUGGCCCCUUGCUGCCAAACCAGCCCGUGUGCGGAGGCCGUGGAGAAUGCGUGUGCGGCGUUUGCGUUUGCUACGCGAGCGAGUACGGGAAGAUUUACGGCAAGCAGUGCGAAUGCGACAGUUUCUCUUGCGGACGCCACCGAGAUCAGCUUUGUGGAGGCCAUGGGGACUGCAACUGUGGUGAGUGCCGCUGCCACGUGGACUGGUCGGGCGACCUCUGCAACUGCACGACGCGCAUGGACACGUGCGAGUCGUCGGACGGGCUCCUGUGCAGCGGACGCGGCGACUGUACGUGCGGACGCUGCGUGUGCACCACGGCCGGCAGCUCGGGCGACACGUGCGAGCGCUGCCUCACCUGCACCGACGUGUGCACGACCCGCAGGCCAUGUGUGGAGUGCAAGAUCUACAAAGUUGGAAAGUAUGCAAAUGAGACGGACUGCUUCAAAUUCUGCAAGAUUCCCAUCACGUCAGUCGACACUCUGGGCAACGACAGUUCAGCUAUAUCGUGCAGCUACAAGGAUGAAAAUGACUGCGACGUACAAUUCACCUACAUGGAAGACACCUUUGGAAAGUCAUCCAUUGCUGUCUUAAACCAUUUAGUGUGUCCCGCGGGGCCCAACAUGCUGGCGGUUAUUCUGGGGGUGACCGCCGGCAUCCUGCUGAUCGGGCUGGCCAUGCUGCUUAUCUGGAAGUUGCUCAUCAGCAUGCACGACCGUCGCGAGUUUGCGCGCUUCGAGGAGGAGAAGCUGCACGCGCGCUGGGACUCGGGACAAAACCCGCUGUACAAGAACACCGUCACGACAUUCAAGAACGUGGCAUACAAGGGAACGGGCGCAGAAUGAGGAAUUUCAAUACAGAAAAAUAACGGCAACAAUUUUUUAUUUGAUUUUAACAACGAAUUCACCGGUUCCCAUUGUGAUGGUCAGGAUUUAAUUGACAUACAAAUUCAUGUUUUGUGCAAGCUGGACAAGGUGUAUUUUUUAAGUGCUGUAGUAGUCUGGGUAAUUUUCUCUAAAUUCAAUUAUUAAAGCAGCUAAUACAUGACCACAACGUGAAAUACUGUAUCGUAUUCCUAUGCAUGAGUAAUAUAUUAUUUUGGGAGUUACAAAACAGCAGCUAAAUCUCCCGAGGCAAAUAAUGCAUAGUCCGUCCUAGUCUAUUGUGUUAUUAUUCAUGAAAAUGUCACCUGUAAUCUCUUUAAAAGAGCACCAUGGUGCCGAAAGAGCCCCUUUUACACAAGCAGUUUUAUUCCCUUUAGACCCAACAUUGAAGUACAAUAGAAAUGUAAUGGGGUACUGAGAAAGCCAGUCGGCUUAAAGUGAACGUGCUGUAUUGCCAUUUCACACAAAAAGAUGUUCAUAUAUAAACUGUAAUUCUCAUGCCCCACUCCAGAUGUUCACAAUAAGUGCUCUGAAAAUAUUGGUAUGCACUCAGCCAUAAAUCAAUCACCGCAAUUCACCAUUCCAAUAGUAUGGUGCACAUGGAGUGUGAGAAUAGCGCUGCCUUUCGCCAUCACUCAAACAUUCAUGCCUUCCACACACGGGAGCUGAUAACAGGCCUGCUCACUGCUUUAGACUCUCCUUUCCAUCACCAUCCCCUUUGUGAGCUGAGCAGAGAUGGUUUUUUUCUGUUAUUGAGUCCAAUGUCAGUUACAUCACUGUGCACAUGUACGGGAACAAAAUGCCUCGCUUUUGCCAAUAUAUUUGAACUUAAAUGAGCAGGAUAUGCAACUUUAAUUUUCGAUUUUUUUAUGAAAUUCUGAUAUGUUUAACAAUAUUAUGUUGCUGUACAUGCAUAUGGUACGGAAUUUUCAGAAUGCAGAAUUGCAGAUGCUUGUGCUGAGCCAUUUUAUACCUUAAAUGUUACCCACAGUAUAAAUCCUGUAAUAAAAUGCAGUCCAGUUAGCCUGCAUGCUCCUUCAAUUCGACUUUUCCUGGUCAUAAUCAUUGUUAGCCUUGAGAUAUGCACUGCUGGAUGAAGGCCUCCCCACAUCAGAACCAUCGCUCAUCAUCUUGUAGACCUAUAAUCCAUCUUGCCCUGCACAUCGGCUGAUCUCAUCGCUCGUUCUCUAUAACAGUUGUCUUCUUGGGCAUGUCUCCUCUGGCUGUCAUUCCCGUCACCAGUCUCAUCCAGCUAGGCAUAAUGGCAUUUGAUAUUCAAUUGUUUUUUUUCUCUUAUAGAAUUUAGUUGAUUGAAUAUUUGUGGUCCAUGGUACGAAAACCUUUUCUAAAUACAGCUUGCAGGUGUGGUUGGUUAGUCUCAUAAUAUGUUCUUAUUUGUUUUCCUAUGGUCUACAUGAACACAUUAUAUUCGUGUGAUAGGAGGCUAAUGGAUUUGUUAUUCUUCAAAUCAGUUUUGUCUCCCUUUUAAAAAAUGUUUCGCUAUUUAAUUUGUAUAAUUUCCCCCCAAUGUAUUCCAAUUGUAUUAUCUGCAUCAUGUCAUGGAAGAAUGACUCAAGAGGGAAAUCUCACAGAGCAGUGCGCACUGCGUAUCGAGUCAGCCCCACUCCAACCUUUCUCGGAGUGAAGCUGGACCAUAUGCUAACCUUCCACGACCACCUGAAAAAUGUAGCCGCCGAGACGAAAACAAGGCUAAACCUGGUCCAGAAACUGGCAAGCACAAGCUGGGCAGCAUCAGCACCAGCACUAUAGACAUCAACGAUGUCCCGUGUGUACCCUGUAGCCGAGUACUGUGCACCAGUGUGGACCAGAAGUAGUUCCGCUAGACUUGUUGAUGUCCAACUGAACACUGCAAUGCGGCCUGUCACUGGAGCUCUCAAGUCGAACCCAACACCAUGGCUGCCCGUGCUGUCACACGUCUCUCCCCCAGCCAUCUGCCGUGAUGCUGAAAGCCUCCGGGAAGUCUUGCAAAUUGAGGAAAACAGUCGCCUUCCCAUUCAUCAGGACCUCACUAACGUCCCUCGUCCAUCACUUGAAGUCAGACAAGGUCUUUUGGACCCAUGCCCUUAACCUGAAACAAUACGAAUUCAUAUCCUGACGAAGCUUGGAAAGCUGAAUGGGGUUCGGAAGAACUCACAGACACCUUGUGAAAGACCCAACGCAGAAUAUCACUGGUUUUGAACUUCCACAAAGCUCACAUGUCCACCCGAAACCGCAUUCGCACAAAUCGUGGCAGAUGCGGAUACCUAAUGCACGAAUGGAAAAUUUAAAGCUCUCCAGUGUGUGCCUGUUGCCAUCCAGAACAGACCAUACAACAUAUUACGAUGCAAUUCCAAAUCCACAAAUAUGAAGGAGACAUAAAAGUCAUACACUCCACUGCUCCUGACGAGGUUACCUAGCUUUACCACCUGAAUGUUGCUAUGCAUCUAUAUCGGCCAUAAAAAAGAAGAAAAUAUGUUUUCACAGCAGGGGUAUACAUUUUCCAUACACCCUGCUAUGAGAUUACCAUACGACAAUCAAAACGAUAUUAUUUUUCAUUCACAGCUCAAAUUUAGGUAAAUUGCUGAUUUUUUUACAUCAAUAUUUUUGGUGCAGUCAUUGGUGACCAGAUUAUCAACUUGCUCUGCAGUACUUGUCGGUGGUAGACCAAAGCGGCUGCCUCACUGUGUUUAUUGUUGUUAAGUUGAAAUAACAGCGUCCUAGCCACUAUACAGGUAAACAAGGGGAUGUUCUCACAUGGUUCAGGAUGCAUAUUGUUGGUGGCUGAACAACAACGAAGAGCAACAUUGCUGGGACAAUGUCGUGAUGCUGCGUUGCCACUGGUGCACAAACACAAUAAAUACUUUUUAAAAACUCAAAACACUCAACAGCACGGCCUAAUAAUACAAAAAUAUAAUCGCGACGUCUUGGGCAUCGGCCCUUCUUCAUACGCCAGAGAUAUGGUGGAUAAUAAGGGCUGGAGACUACACAAUAUUUGGAGAUUGUUGUGUCCAUAGUUAUUUUAGUGUACCUUUAAAUUUUUGGCAGCUUAUAAGAUUUUGUGAAUUUAAAUUCAUACCCAGGUUGUACAGUAUAUUGUUUAAAAAUUUAGCGUAAGAUUUUCUGAAAAGUUAUUUUGUUACCGAUUCUAACAAUUAUUGACUAAAGUUUGCCUAAAUAAAAAAAUGCAUGCAAA